AUAGCAAAAAUUAUUGUAUAUUUUAGACGCAUAUGACGGUCAAGGUCCACAAGUUGGCGUUUACAAGGCACACAAAGAUCAGACACUCAACAUUUCUAAACAACCGACUUGAGCUGAGGGACGAGGCUGUCGUGCGUGGCCUGCUGAUUCUGACAGUAGAAUCAUAAACUCUGUUAGAAAGAUCAAAGAAGAAAAGAUGCUGUCUGGUGGGCAUGGAGAGGUCAACCCUAACUCCUCUUGGCAUAGCAGUCGAGGGGCAUGGAUUUCCUAUCUGGCUGGCGUGUUGGCACUGCACCUCUUUCUUCUCUCCAUCCCAGUCCUAUCUAUACCUACUGCCUGGACACUCACCAAUGUCAUCCAUAAUCUGGCAAACUAUCUGUUCCUUCACCAGAUAAAAGGAACACCUUGGCAGUUGCUGGACCAAGGAAAGGCUCGGCGGAUGACAGCUUGGGAACAAAUUGACUAUGGACAGCAGUUUACAACAACACGCAAAUUUAUCACCAUAAUACCCAUUGUUUUGUUCCUCCUCACCAGUUUCUACACAAAAUAUGACUUCAAUCACUUUGCUGUCAACUUUGCAACGCUGCUACUUGUGCUGAUUCCCAAGCUUCCUCAGUUCCAUAUGGUUCGCUUAUUUGGAAUCAAUAAAUACUGAUUCGUUCCACUCUGAGCAGAUAGAGGCAAGCAGAAAGUUUCUCUUGUGCAGAGAAGAUGUGGUGGCUAUGCUAUUUAUCCCCUCUUAUAAGCUACAGGAUGAAUUUUAGCACAAGAUUUUUGCAAAAACAAGGGAGGCUGGACUCCAGAUAUACAUAUGCUACAUUCCAAAAGAUUCAGGACUAAUGCCAGUAUUUCUGGCAUUCAUAGUAUGUUUGUAAUUACAGAAAAAUUGAAAUUAUAUUUAUGUAUCUAUUCACUGAGGAAAUCUCAAAAUAUAAAAUCAGUAAGAUUUCCUUGAAUGUAUCAGCUGACAUAGUCUCUCUUGACCUUUCACACACAAGUUUUGUAAUAUAUACUGCACCUUCUCCUGUUUGUGUUUCUUGUAUUACAUCUUGUUGUGCACAUCUACAUUUCUUUCCCAUGUUUCAACCUUUCUUUACACUUCCAUGUGUCCUUUGGUAAGUGCUAGCCUACAAUGUUUUUACAAAAAUGGCCAGAAGUCAAUGACCUUACUGGAAGGUAUUUCUUGAGGUGGUUAAGCAGUGCCAUUUGGGUUGUAAAGUUAAGCAUCUUGAAGGUACUUUCAAGCACGACAAUCCCUCUAAGUCCUCCCUCAUUUUUGUUGCUGCUUUCCAUUCUUCUUCCUGCAUUUUCUUAAUUUUUCUAUAAUUCUUUAUUGAAUAUUUGAGUAACUAUCCAGUCUUUCACUAACCCUUCUCUCUCUCUCUCUCUCUCUCUCUCUCUCUCUCUCUCUCUCUCUCUCUCUCUCUCUCUCUCUCUCUCUCUCUCUCUCUCUCUCUCUCUCUCUCUCUCUCUCUCUCUCUCUCUCUCUCUCAUAUCUGCUGCUUCUGCCUUGAGAUGAUUUAAUGAAAUAGGCAUAUAAUUUUUAUUUUAAUUAUUAAUUAUACUAUUUUUUUAAAGGAAGUUUAGCCUAUUCAGAUUGCCAUCUCCAGAAGUACAUAGAGGGAAAGUGUGUACUGAAUUAAUUACCUUGUUUAAUAUGUGGAAUUGUUUUGAUCCACACAUCUUGUAAUUAUUCUAGGUUGAAAAAUCAAAUCUGGUAGUUUCUUAGUCUGUCAUAGAGAGAUGAAAGAAUGAAACUAUACUUGUAAACUCUUGAAUCUGGUGGCAGUAAGAGUAUCUGUCAGAGUAAAUAGUGAGUGUGGUAGUGCUGUGACUGUACAAGUUGAGAAGGUGCAUCUAGGGCAAGAACACACAGCUUGCAAGUUGUAAGUCAAUACAUUAGUGGAAAUGUAACCAAGAGUAGAAUGUAUGAAUCUGCAAGAAGUUUUUGUAAACUUGUGCAAAGCUUAUGCUCAAUAUAAUUUUGUGAACACUUUAGCAUGUGACAACUGAAUGGUGAUAUUUUGAGGGAUGAGAUUUUCCCAAGUUGCAAAGCCAUGAAACAUCAGAGAGCCACCUACUUUUGAAACAUUAAUGAAAGUACUUACUAAUUUCUAAGUUUCAGUGAAAUGUUUAGCAAUAUCUUAGGUGAUAUUUAUCCCCUUCUAUGUUUAUGAAAGUUCCUUAAGCAAUGUGGUGUUGAUCUGUUAUAUUUAACAAACUGGAGGGAAUGCCAGAAAGGUAAUAAAUGAUAAAAACAAAGUUAUAAGGUAGUUGCAAUUCUACAGAUGACCACCCCUUAUUACAUGGUACAUUACGUUUAUAAGGAGGAGGAGGAAGAAGAAGAAAUUAACUUAGCUUUGUAUUUUCUUUAUUUAUGUGUUUGUGUGUAUAUAUGAUUAAAUUGUUAUCUAUA
This is a messenger RNA of Portunus trituberculatus (swimming crab), 2416 nucleotides long. RefSeq names its product ORM1-like protein 2 (gene ORMDL). NCBI's taxonomy places the organism in Eukaryota, Metazoa, Arthropoda, Malacostraca, Decapoda, Portunidae. The record is from RefSeq and is a predicted model, not a curated record. Gene Ontology annotation, cellular component: endoplasmic reticulum membrane. The transcript has 4 exons. Gene Ontology annotation, biological process: ceramide metabolic process; negative regulation of ceramide biosynthetic process; intracellular sphingolipid homeostasis. The coding region runs from base 197 to 655 and encodes 152 amino acids.